GCUCACCUGCGUUCGGGGAGGAGCCUGCGGGAGCUGCUCUUUACCCCGCCGCCGAGAGCUGUCCUUCCAUCCCCGCCGAGAGGAGCAGGGAGCCGGCAGCCAGCGCCCACCGCCACCGUGCCGAGCCGGGACAGCAGCUGGGAACCGGCCAACAUGUUCAAAGGGGUGGGCAAAAGCUCCCCGAGCAGGAGUUCCCCCGGCAGGGGCUCCCCGGUCAAACCGAGCAAGUCCUCCACAAAYGAGCUGGCCGUGCUCAUCUCCUGCAUGCAGACAAACGCUGACCAGGUGGAAAAAGACAUCCUGGAGACUCAGUCCAAGCUCCAGCAGGAUUCCAGCAACCAGCAGAAGAACAAGGCUUUUGAGUUCCAGACAGAGAAUGCCAGGAACCUGAAGGAGGCUGAGACCCUGCUGAAGGAUCUCUUCCUGGACGUGGACCGUGCCAAGAGGCUGAAACACCCACAGGCUCCUGAGAUAGAGAAAGACAUCCAGCAGCUCCACGAGCGUGUGACGCAGCUCUGCGCCGAGUACCGCGCCCUCUACGAGCAGCUCCACGUGCCCGAGGUGGGGCCCAGGGUGGACUGGGCCAGGAUCCUGGACCAAAAGAUGAAACAAGUCACUGCAGGGCAGUACGGCCCCGGCAUGUCGGAGCUGGAAAAGCAAAUCGCCGAGCACAACAUCCUGCAGAAGGAGAUCGAGGCCUACGGGCUGCAGAUCAAGAACCUCCGCUCCGGGGACGUGGCAGAUUUAAAAAGCCAGUACAAGGACUUGCUGAAAGCUUCCAUCUGGCGGGGGCAGAGCCUGGGCAGCCUGUACCACCACCUCCAGGGCUGCACCAAGGAGCUGAGCUACCUGACAGAGCAGCAGACCAAGAUCCUGAAGCAGGACUGGAGUGACCAGAUGAUGGAUGUCCAGAGUGUGCGCCGCGAGUACGAGGAUUUCAAGUCCAACGAGCUGCUCAGCCAGGAGGAGUUUGUGAACCACCUUCAGGACGAUGGGGACAGGAUGAUUGAGCUGAAGCACCCAGCCAUCAAACCCAUCCAGGCUCACCAGGAAGCCUUGAAGAAUGAGUGGCAGAAUUUCCUGAACCUCUGCAUUUGCCAGGAGAGCCAAUUGAAAAGCGUGGAGAACUACAAGAAGUUCCAGGAUGAUGCUGAGGCUGUGAGCCGCUCCCUGAAGAAGAUGAGCUCUGACCUGGACACCAAAUACAGCAAAUACAACAAAGACAGCCCUGGGGUGGUGUCAGAUCUGCUGCUUCAGCUGGAGAGUGAGGAGAAGGCCUUGAAGCAGGCAGAGAAGAGCAUCACUGACCUGAAGAGAAGGAGCAAAGAGAUCAGCCCUCUGAAACUGCGCAGGACACAUCCCUCCCAGCCCCUCACCCUGGACACCCUCUGCGACUGGGAUGCUGGAGAGGUGCAGCUGACCACAGGGGACAAGUACACCCUGAAGGACAACAGCAACCCCGAGAUGUGGGUGGUGCAGAGCAGCACUGGUGUGGUCCAGGAGGCACCUUCUGCUUGUUUCUCCAUCCCUCCUCCUGACCCUGAGUCCAUCGACAAGGUCAACAGGCUGGAAGGGGAGCUGAACACGGUGAAGCAGAAGCGAGCGGCGGUUCAGAGCAGCCUGAGACGCAGCCAGAAGGAGCAGGUCCAGCCCAGCCAGCAAGCUCUGUCCAGGAGCCCUCCAGCAGUGCAGGAUGAUCCCCAGGCUGACCGGCUCCUCAGCAGCYUGGAUCGUGUUGGCAAGGACCUGGUGCAGGUGGAGAAGGAGGUUCUGAACCGAGUGAGGUCUCCUGUGAACUACAGUGACCCUACAGAUGACCUUGGCAGGAGGAUCAAACAGCAGCAGGAAACAACAAAGAAACUUGAGAACCUGGGGGCAGCCAAGGAUGCCUUGCAGAAGGAGUGUGAGACCUACCUUUCCAAGAAACCCASCAGCACCUCGGCUUCCCAGCUCCCUGUCACGCUCAACACCCUCAGGAGCAAAUACAACGAUGUCAAUAUGCUCUCCAGCCUGUACAACGAGAAAGCUAAGGCUGCCCUGAACCUGGAGACUCAGAUUGAGAACACAGACAAGAUUGUCAGCACAUUUGAGGCCAAGCUGGCUCAGGACAGCAUCAUUCCUGCAUCCCCCAAUGCCCUGCAGGACCGGGCUAAUGACCUGCAGAAGAUGAGGAGGGACCUGGUGGCCCAGGAGGACUGCGUGCUGAAGCUGAACCGGGCGCUCAAGGAUGCCGAGCACAGCUGCAGUGCUGUGCAGAACAACUUCCAGGAGUACUGCCCYGACCUGCCCCGGCAGAAACGGGAGGUGCAGCUCCUCAAUGACCGCUACCACGCCGUGGCUGACCAGCUGGAUCAGCGAGAGAAGACCCUCAGAAAUAUCAGCCUCAGCUACCAGCAGUUCCAAAACUCCAAUGAGAACCUGAUGUUUUGGAUGAACAACCUACCCAAGCACCAAGUGAAGACCACGGAUGGGCCCAGCCAGAUCAAUUACAAGCUGCAGGCACAGAAGAGGCUGGUGCAGGAGAUCCAAAGCAAGGAACCUGAGAAGAACGCCCUGGUCAGGCUGUCCCAGAACGUGCAGUCCACACUCAAUGACUAUGAGCUCGAAGCAGGCAAGUACAGCUCUUCUCUGGAUCCUUCCCUGACAGACUCUGCUGCAAAGAGGCUGCGCGUGACCCCCCUGCAGGAGAGCAUCCAGGCCCAGGAAAAUGAUGUCACCAAACUCUACAUGGAGCUGGCAGCAGAAAAUCAACAGCAGCUCAGCCGGCUGGAGUUUGCCAAGAAGGUUGUUGACAAGAAGGAAGUGCAUGAGGACAUUGAAGCUGUGCAUGAGCAAACCCAGAAAUCUGAAAACAAAGCCGCAACAAGCAGGGAAUCUGAGGGGUUGAAAUCACAGCUGGAGGAGGAAAGAAGGAAAGCGGCCAGGAUCGAAGAGGACCUGGAGGAACACAGAAACAAGCUACUGAUGCUGAAAACUCAGAAGCCCAUUGAAAGAGUGGAAGAAAAGGAGGUGAUUGAAUACUGCAGGGACCCACAGGUGGAGAGCAACCUGUCAAGGAUGGUACAGCAGAUUGAAGAGGAAGGCAAAAAGAGGCAGAGCCUGGAAGAAAACAUUGAUGUGAUAAGCCGUAAACUUGCCCAGAUGGAGAGUGAGAAGAAGGUCRCUCCUGCCCAGCUCCUCACCAAAGAGAUCACAAAAAUUGAGAAGGAUCCAAGCCUGGAUGGCCAAGCAGCCACUCUUCGGCAGGAGAUCAAACGUCUCCAGGAGGAAAGCUUGGCUGCUGCUUCUGAACUUGAGCAGCAAAAGAGGGAGCUGCACAUGCUGGAGCGAAAGCAGCCCAACAUCCGAGAGAAAGUGGUGGUGAAGGAGCUCAUCAAACUGGAGAAAAACCCAGAAAUGCUGAAGUCUGUCAGGACCCUGCAGUUACAAAUCGAUGAGGAAUCCUUCAAAAGAAAGUCUGCAGAAGAAGCRAUAGUGAAAGUGAAGAACAAGAUUGAAGAGGUGGAAAGACUGAUUGAAACAGCAGAACCCAAAAUUAUUGUGAAGGAGGUGAAGCAGGUAGAGCAGGACCCGGAGUUGUUGAAAGAGACUUCCAAGCUUAAAACUCUGAUUGAAGAAGAGAGGAGCAAAAACUUGGCACUUACGAGUGAGUUGGGAGAGCUGCAGAGCCAGUACAGCAUCGCAGAGAAGCAAAAACCCAGGAUAGAGGUGAAAGAGAGGGUCAACGAGAUCUUCAUGGUGGACCCUGAAACCGAGCGGCAGAUUGCACACCUGAAAAGGGAACUGCAGGAAGUCACUCUGAAAAGGACAAAGAUUGACAGUGAGGUGGAAGAGGCCUUAGCAGAGCUCAAYGUCCUCAGGUCGCAGAAACCAGAGGUGGAGUUCAAGGAGGUCAUYGAGGAGGUGGUGAAACAUGAGAAGAGCCCGGAGAUUCUCAGAGAAAUUGAUAGGCUGAAAGAGCAACUGAAUGAACUUGUGAACACCAACGGCAGGACCCAAGAGCAGCUCAUUAGGCUGCAGGGUGAAAGGGAUGAAUGGAGGAGGGAGAGAUCCAAGGUGGAAACCAAGCUGGUCAACAAGGAAGUGAUCCGAUACGAGAACGAUCCGCUCUUGGAAAAAGAAGCCGAUCGUCUGCGUCAGGAGGUGCGCAACAUGUCCCAGAAAAGAAGAGCUGCAGAGGAUGCCAUCUACGACCUGCAGAAUAAAUACAUGCUGCUGGAGAGGCGGAAGCCGGAGGAGAAGGUGGUUGUUCAAGAGGUGAUUCUGACCCAAAAGGAUCCCAAGCUCCGAGAUGAGCACAGCAGGCUGAGACGGAGUCUGGAUGAGGAGGUGAGCAACAGGCGUCGCCUGGAACGCGAGGUGCAGCAGGUUCGUGUGCUGGUGGAAGAGCAGGAGAAGCUGCUCAACUUCCAGGAGGAUCGAAGCAAGAGGCUUGCCCUGGAGAAGGAGAUGAGACAAAUCACGCUGAGAAUAAAGGAGCUGGAGGAGAGCCCAGCCCCAGUGCAAGAGAAGAUCAUUAUGGAAGAAGUGGUCAAGCUGGAGAAGGAUCCAGUCCUGGAACAGUCUGCCAGCAACCUGCGCUUGGAGCUGGACAGGGAGAAGAUGGAGGUGCUGAGCUUGCAGAGAGAAUGCAAGAACCUGCAGGUACAAGUUGAUGUCCUGCAGAAAACCAAAUCCCAGGAGAAAACCAUCUACAAGGAGGUGAUUCGUGUGGAAAAGGACAGAGCGCUGGAGAGUGAACGCGCACGCAUCUGGGAGCUGCUGAGCAGGGAGAGAGGAGCCAAGCAAAAGGCAGAAGAGGAGGUACGGAGGCUCCGGGAGAAGAUYGAGAGAGCUGAAGGCAUGAAGAGGACAUGGGCUCGUGAAGAGACAGAGCUGCAGAAAGCCAGGAACCUGGCCAUCCAGGAGAGAGCCAGCCUGGAGAGUGAACUGCRGGAGCUGGAGAGGCAGAAGCAGCAGAAAGUCCUCUUCCUUCGGGAGGAAUCCAAACUGCUCAGCCAGCGGACUGAGAAYGACAGGCAGAAGAAGAAGCAGCUGGAGCAUGAGUUUUCCCUGCUGGAGGCAGACAUCCUGAGGGAGAAGGACCAGAUCUACAACAAGGAGAGGUUCAUUCGGGACCUCCAGUCAAAGGUCAACCGUGAAGAAAUCAAUCAUGAGACCCAGAUGAGAGAGACGAACCUCUCCACCAAGAUCUCCAUCUUGGACCCUGACACAGGGAAGGACAUGUCCCCYUACGAGGCCUACAAGCGAGGUAUCAUAGACAGAGGCCAGUACAUCCAGCUGCAAGAGCUGGAGUGUGACUGGGAAGAAGUCACMACCCUGGGCCCAAAUGGGGAGAUCUCACUUCUCCUUGACAAGAAAAGYGGGAAGCAGUAUUCCAUCGAUGAUGCGCUGAGGCUGAGGAGGAUCACAAAGGAGGAGUACCAGCUGUACCGGGAUGGAAAGAUUCCCAUCUCAGAAUUUGCCUUGCUGGUGGCUGGGGAAACCAAGCCUCCCUCCUCCCUCUCGAUUGGCUCCAUCAUCUCCAAAUCCCCRCUCACAUCCCCCACCACCCACCAAAGCCAAACCUUCUUCCCCCCAGCCCCGCAGAAGGGCAUUUCUGAUGACACAUCCCCCAUCGCCGGGGUGUAYGACACCACCACCGACACCAAGUACAACAUCAAAACUGCCGUUGCGAAGAAGCUGCUCGAUCCCAUGACAGCUCAGAAGCUCCUGGAAGCCCAGGCUGCCACGGGGGGCAUCAUAGACCUCAUUUCUCGGGACCGCUUCUCGGUCCAUAAGGCAAUUGAGAGGGGGCUGAUCGACAGGACCUACAUGCAGAGACUGCUCAACGCCCAGAAAGCUUUCACGGGCAUCGAGGACCCGGUGACCAAGCGAAGGCUGUCUGUGGGGGAAGCAGUUCAGAAGGGUUGGAUGACCAAGGACAGUGCUUUCCCCUACCUGCAAGUGCAGCAUCUGACUGGGGGGCUCAUCGAUCCCAAGAAAACAGGUCGCAUCCCGGUGCUGGAAGCUGUCCAGACAGGGAUGAUAACGAGCAACCUGGCCAACAGGCUCCAGGAUGAGUCCAACUAUGAAAAGGAUCUCAUUGACCCUGUCUCUAAAGAGAAGAUAAACUACAAGGAGGCCAUGGCCCUCUGCCAGAAGGAUUCUCUGAGUCACCUCCUGCUCCUCCCAGCCGCAUCAGAGGGGUAUCAGCGGUACCACCAGGCGAGCCGCUCCCCCAGGCUCUCRCGGUUCAGGCAUUGAGUGGAUUCAGGCACAUUCUGGGGCUGGUUCCUUCAGUUCAUUCCUUCAGAACACCUCUCCCCACGGAGGCAGUGGGCUCACAGGAACGGAGCAUCUAGCAUUUAGGACUGCCUACUCUUCUCUUUUAGCUACCUGCUUCCCAACACAGCUCGGCCRUGCGAGGAAGGGARCGUGGUCACGGGCCUGCCAUGGAGGGGAUCCCACAGUCCCUGGGUGCUGUUCCCUARUCAGCCCAAAGAGGGGUUGAUGCUGAGAACUCCAGGGGCAGGGGGUUUAAGUGUGGUUAUGCCCAGAAAGGGGGAGAGCCAAAGUGUUUUCCAGUUGGGUGAUUCUGCAUGCAAUAAACAUAGCAAGUGAGUGUCUKUGGCUGUGUUGUCUCUGCAGGCUGUGGCUGAAGGCACAGCUGCUCCUCCCCCAUGCCAUCCCAUGUCCUGCAGCCCAAUCUACAGAGGGUUUGCAGACUCUUGCUCUCCCUGAUCUCCUAGCACUGAAACCCCUAAAAUGUCCUUCUGACUGUGAGUCCAUAUUUUAAAAGAUUUUGUUAUAUUUAUCAUUGAAAACCAAGGGGACUUUGCUUCCCGGUCAUUCGGACACCUCUGAAAGAAGGACUUGAAUUCCAAGGGGGUGCAGUCCCACCCAACAGUACCAGAAAAUCAGCACUUGCUGUUUCUUUAGGUGARCUARAAGUUACUUCUCUGUGUAACUUCCWCCACUCAGUCCUUCCUGAAGCAAGSCAGCCUCAUAUCCUAGAUGCUCUUCCCUAGUAUCUGCCYUAUUGUGGAGCAUCCCCUGRUGUUAUGGGAUGAGAAAAAUUACGUUYUAUUGACAUCAGCUCUGCUUUCCCCUCUCUUUUAGCUGAUGCUAUUCAGGAACUCCAACCUACCCCCAAUAAMCCCCCUCCUCUGCCCACCAGAGCAGCAGCACAGUCUCUGUUUCCAUAAAGCCUAGCUGGAAUUUGAAGUCUGGACACCAGGAAGAAACUGUUCCCACUCUGUCAGGCUCAGCACACCCAGUUCCCAUUACCUUCCUGCUGGUAGCUCGUGCCCAGCAUUUACAAUCCGAAACUCCAGUUUUCCAGUCAGAUCUGCCCAGGCUCUGUCCCAGGCUMUGUCCCAGGCUCUGCAGGGUCUCUGCCUGGUGGCUGCUGUUCGUGGCCAUCUCAGCUGCCAUGAUCAAUGCUGGAUGAUUUGUUGGCUCACAACAGGGAAAACCAUUGCACACAGCAUGGAGCAUCCAUUCCCAGCCUGCUUCCUCUCAGUAAAACACUGCUGGUCUGGACCAGCAGCAAGGGCUGGAGCUGGGCUGUCCUGGACCAUGAGAUAAACUCAGCCCACCAGGCCUUGAAGCACAGGAGCAUGGCCAGGUGAGGAUCCUGGCCCAGCACAACCCAGGCACCCUGGAGCAAUGCAGUCCCCAGGAAUCCUCGGGCCCCAGCUCUUCCAAGGUCUGGGAGCAGCUUUGCUGUGCCCUGGUUUUGCUCCCCUCGGCUUGCUGAAAGCAAGGAGGAUCCAUCAGCAAUGGAGCUGUUACCUUUCCUGCAACCCAGCUCUGCCCAGCCUUCCUCACCUGACUCUGUGAGAUGAUUCAUGGUUUUGGGGAAUACUCUGACCACAAGACUUGGAGUUCUGGUGAUCAGGCAGUCAGUUAAUCACUUUGGACAACGUGCUCCCUAACUGCGUGGUGGGAGGGAUUUACUGGGAUUGGGUGAAGUUUUAAGAGAUGAUGAGAACGCUCAUCAGCAGUUUUGUGUAGUCUGAAAAACACUCACUAAAAAUCCUUUUGUUUGCUACCCAGUGCCCCUCCUCUGCACAAGUAGCUCGUGCCAUGUCCUGAUGUGUCCAUAGGAAGCACCACUCAGCCACUGGGCUCUCCCCAGAGCCUGGCUGUCUGGCAGSAUUGUGAGUGGCUCAGGAGGAGGCAGGCAGGACUUUUCCUCCCUUCCCUGGCACAGGGUGAUGGUGCUGCACUGUGGCUUUCCCUGAGCAGUUAUUUCAACACAGCUGCUGUUGGUUCCCUUUGCUGUCUGUG
Malurus melanocephalus (red-backed fairy wren) is the source of this 8274-nucleotide messenger RNA. It is a transcript of the gene EVPL, whose product is annotated as envoplakin. NCBI's taxonomy places the organism in Eukaryota, Metazoa, Chordata, Aves, Passeriformes, Maluridae. Gene Ontology annotation, cellular component: cytoplasm; intermediate filament; cytoskeleton. The transcript is spliced from 22 exons. Gene Ontology annotation, molecular function: structural molecule activity; cadherin binding. The record is from RefSeq and is a predicted model, not a curated record. The coding region runs from base 154 to 6246 and encodes 2030 amino acids. Gene Ontology annotation, biological process: intermediate filament cytoskeleton organization; wound healing.